AUGGACGAUAGAGGGGGUUCCUUCGUCGCUGUGAGGAGGAUUUCGCAGGGUCUCGAUCGAGGCAACACGUGCCAUUCAACUUCUGCUGAGUUUGUGACAGGAUCAACAGCAUGGCUUGGCAGAGGUUUGUCCUGUGUCUGUGCACAGAGAAGAGAAAGUGAUGCUCGACCCUCUUUUGAUUUAACGCCAGCCCAGGAGGAGUGCUUGCAGAGGUUACAGAGUCGCAUAGAUAUUCCAUAUGAUAGUUCUAUUCCUGAGCACCAGGAUGCUCUAAGAGCUUUAUGGAAUGCUGCAUUUCCUGAAGAAGAACUCCGUGGCCUGAUCUCUGAGCAGUGGAAGGACAUGGGCUGGCAAGGGAAGGAUCCAUCAACAGAUUUUAGGGGUGGUGGUUUCAUAUCAUUGGAGAAUUUAUUGUUUUUUGCUAGGAAUUUCCCGAAAUCCUUUCAAGAUCUUUUACGGAAGCAGGAAGGAGAUCGGUCAGUGUGGGAAUACCCAUUUGCUGUUGCUGGUGUUAACAUCACAUUCAUGCUUAUUCAGAUGCUCGAUCUUGAAGCAGUCAAACCUCGGACUCUGGUGGGAGCAACCUUCCUAAAAUUUCUUGCAGAUAAUGAAUCAGCUUUUGAUCUUCUCUAUUGCAUUACAUUCAAGAUGAUGGAUCAACUAUGGCUUUCUAUGCGUGCAUCAUACAUGGAUUUUAACACAGUAAUGAAAUCUACACGCCGUCAGCUGGAGAAAGAGCUUCUGCUUGAAGAUAUAAUGCGGCUAGAAGAUAUACCCUCUUACAAACUUCUCACACGAUAG
Molecule: messenger RNA, 801 nt
Organism: Sphenostylis stenocarpa
Lineage: Eukaryota; Viridiplantae; Streptophyta; Magnoliopsida; Fabales; Fabaceae
Source: the annotation of a GenBank genome assembly